Molecule: messenger RNA, 2850 nt
Organism: Trichechus manatus latirostris (Florida manatee)
Lineage: Eukaryota; Metazoa; Chordata; Mammalia; Sirenia; Trichechidae
Exons: 19
Source: RefSeq, a predicted model, not a curated record
AUGCGGGUGGUCCUGGGCCCAGGAUCCCCCAUGCACUUCUCUCGAAGUCCUCUCAGUAACCCCAUGUGGGGUGGGGAAACUGAGGGCCGGAGCGACCUGCAGCUGGCAGCAGGCAGUGGGGCCCAGUGGUUCGAGGCCCAGCUGGAGGUGAAGCUGGUGAGGGUGGGCAACCCCGUGGUCCUGGCCGGGAACCUCACCCUGCAGGUGGGCAGCAAGCUGGCCUUCUCCGCUGCCCUGAGCAACCUGCUGAGUGACCGGGCCCACGUGUCAGUGCUGCUGGAGAAGAAGGUGGAGGACGGGCUGCAGGUGGUGGCCCUGGGCGGGGACCUCUUCCUGCCGGGGCUCCUGGGACUGCACGCUCUGGGCCUGCUGCAGCUGUGGGGCCGCCACUGGACCAGCUCCCUGAGGAUCAAGUGCGGCCUCCUGGGUACAAGCUGGCAGCCGGAGCAGGAGUGUAGCACCAGGCAGGAGCUGUGGGCAGAGCACGGCGCAGGCGACAUCUGCAGGCUGGCACUGGGCCAUGAGCUUCACUGCACGCAGGUCCCCGCCUUCAGCCACAAGGUCCAGGUCCAGUAUGAGGAGGACUCGGGCCACGUGCACUCGCAGCUGGAGGCCAGCUAUGGGGAGCAUUGGGACCAGGCCAACAAUAAGAGGCACCUCCGUGUCAACCAGACUUUCAGGAACGACUCAGACCUGGCCCUGAGCAAUUAGUUCAUGGAGUCUGUGCUGCAGGUGCCCCAGUGGCAGGUGGAUUACCGGACACAGCUAUACCACUCAAGCCUCCGCCAGCCCCAUGUGGAGAGCAGCACACACCUGAAGGUGCAGUACAGUGGGCGGCUGCCCUUUGUGGCCGGCUUGCAGUGGAAGGACACAUCCCAGGCCACCCUGUGGAAGUGGGAAGGAUCCUUGAACCUGGAGAGUCCAUGGCUGAUGAUCUCUGCAGCUCACAGGCUACACUGGCCAGGCCAAGCCGUGUUCCAGGCUGUCCCGGAGCUGACUCUGGGCAAGGCCUGGGCCCUCAAGAACCUGGUGGUGAACGUGGCCUGCAGGAGCCAGGGCCGGAACAGGGAGGGCAAGAUCCACAUCUACACCCCGACGACCACCUACCUCCGGGUUUCCACAGUGACAGCCUUGGAGCGGAGACUCUUCCACAGCCAGAAUGAACUCAAGUCCAUCUGGAAUGCAACUGUGAAGAGUGAGAUCCACACAGAGAACAGCCAGGACCGAAAGAUCCUUCACUGGUGGUUGAGGGGCCCCCAGCAGGAGCUGAACCUAACUGCAGCCUAUGGGCACGCAGAGUGGCCCCAGAAGACCCAUGUGUCAUUGAUGGCUCUGGGGACUGGCACACAGGGCCAGUGUCAGGGCCUGCACCUGGAGGGCAAGCUGGAGGAGCUGAAGAGCGACAGGAGAUCAUACCAGAAGCGGGGGACCUUCCUCCUUAGGCACCCCCUGGACCUGCCCAUCCCAUGGAGCCUCCUCCUACAGGAGACUUUCACGGCUGAGAAGCAGCUCCAGCAUUUCUCCUUGGAGACCCGCGUGGUCCUGAACAGCCAAGAUGAGACCCUGCAGACUAUCGUCCUGGGCUACCAGGCCGGACACCCCUAUGUCUGUGCAGGCCUGACCCACCCCUACAGCAGCAAGGCCAUCCCCAGCAACAUGGAGGGAUGGCUGGUUACUUGGAAUCUGCACACUGCUGAGAACCAGGAGGUUGAGGCCACCUUGAAAGUCAACCAGAAGGUUGUGCUGCCCUUGAAGGGCCUGCACCGUGACGGGUCUCAGCAUGGGGAAAUCUGGCACAGCCUGGCCCUGGACAUGGCCCACUCCUCCCAGCUGAAGUUUCCCCAGGCCCUGAGCUUGGAUAGGAUUGUCAUCUUCAGACGGAGUUCCCAGGGAGUCUUUGUCUAUGGUGUGGACGCACGAGCUGCCGUCAAUCACAACGUCACAUCCCAGGUCGGGGGGCUGCAUUCUCCUCCCUUGCUGGCCGAUAGGGGAGAGGAAGGGUGCCUCAACGGCUUCCUGUCCGUGCACGUGGCCAGCCAGCAGCUGCUGCUGCUGGAGGCCCACACCAGCCUGGACAUGCAGGGAGGCAGCGGGGGCUGGGGUGUGAGCAUCCUCCUCCACCAGGCUGUCCUUCCCGCCCCCAGGGCUGUUCAGCUGCAGCUGUCGGGAAAGGAGGCACCAACAAGGCUUGGGCUGUUUUCCAAGGCACUGCUGGAUCAGAACAAAGCACAGCUUCUCUUGAAGGUGGCUGAGGAGUGGAGGGGAGGCUGGGUCCUGACCCUGCAGAGCCAAGCCCAGCACACAGUGGCUGACUGGGCAGCGGUGCCCCAUCUCCUGACCCUCACAGGCAUGCUGAAGCAGAAGGAGAUGCUCAGAGAGGGCACCAUCAAGGUUACUGCCAACUCAGCUCUGCUGGGCUUCCUGCUGUGGGACAAGCAUGAGAAGAACAGCAGCCAGGCCUUGCCAGGCGCACUCCGGCUGAGGGGCCAGCUGCAGGCCUGGUCAAGGAGUCUUCUGGGCCAGGCUGCCAUCCAUGCCGAUGCAGCCAGCCUGGCUCUGGGUGGGGCCUGCGCCUGGGGCCCCGGGCAAGGCCACCUCAUGGGUAGCCUGAGUCACAACGUCAGCGCCUUGAGUGAUGCAGGCAUCCCUGAGGAGGCAGAGCUGGUGUUGUCACUCAUGCGUGUGGCCUCCAACUGCUCCGCGCACGUGGGGCUGCGUAGUGCCUGGGGUCAGCUGGAUGCCUCCCUGGGCCUGGCAGGCGCGUGCCCUGGCUCUGCCGGCAGCCUCAGCCACACCGUGCCGGGCCUGCAGCACUGGGACCCCCACUUCUCUGUGGAUGGCAGUGAAUAA